Molecule: messenger RNA, 1825 nt
Organism: Glycine soja
Lineage: Eukaryota; Viridiplantae; Streptophyta; Magnoliopsida; Fabales; Fabaceae
Product: CBL-interacting serine/threonine-protein kinase 14-like
Exons: 1
Coding region: 226-1557 (443 amino acids)
Biological process (GO): signal transduction; protein phosphorylation
Molecular function (GO): protein kinase activity; ATP binding
Source: RefSeq, a predicted model, not a curated record
UCUUUAGAGACUCGACAAGACCACAUCGAUUGCUCCUCUUUUUCUUUGUCCCAAACACACUUCAACUCCACUCAUUUCCUUUUAGUGGCUCUUGAGUCUUGAAGUUCCUUAUUAGAUAAGAUUUAUGCAAAUCCCUUCAGAAAAUCUCCAAUAUCCAAUAAUUGCGCCAAACCCAAAUCCAUUUCACUUCAUAUUCCUUCAACAACUCGUCACCUGAACCGAACCAUGCGAGAGGCGCAGAACGACACCGUUGCAACAGAAUUCGCAACGACAACAAACGACGAGGAGGUUCCGUCCGGCGUCGUUUUGUUCGGGAAGUACGAGUUGCGAAGGUUGCUGGGAGUUGGCGCAUUCGCGAAGGUGUACCACGCGACGAGCGUGGACGACACGCACCAGAGCGUGGCGUUGAAGGCCGUGAGCAAGAACAAGGUCCUGAACGGAGGCUUCGCCGCCAACGUGGAGCGCGAGAUCUCCAUCAUGCGCCGCCUCCACCACCCCAACAUCAUUAACCUCUUCGAAGUACUCGCGACCAAAACAAAAAUCUACUUCGUCAUGGAGUUCGCCGCCGGCGGGGAGCUCUUCCACGAGGUCGCCGGGAAGGGACGGCUCACGGAGGAAACCGCCAGAUUUUACUUCCGGCAGCUGAUCUCCGCCGUGAAGCACUGCCACUCCCGCGGCGUCUUCCACCGCGACCUCAAGCUCGACAACCUCUUACUCGACGAGGAUGGGAACCUUAAGGUCUCCGAUUUCGGGUUGAGUGCGGUCACGGGUCAGAUCCGACCCGACGGGCUGUUGCACACGGUUUGUGGAACCCCUACCUACGUGGCGCCCGAGAUUCUUGCGAAGAGAGGCUACGAUGGCGCCAAGGUGGAUCUUUGGUCGUGCGGCGUCGUUUUGUUCGCGCUCAUUGCUGGCUAUUUACCCUUCAAUGACUACAAUCCCUCCGUUCUGUAUAGGAAGAUUUACCGCGGUCAAUUCCGGUUCCCGAGGUGGAUAUCACAUGAUCUGAGAUUCCUCUUAUCACGACUUUUGGACACAAAUCCCAAGACAAGGAUAACCGUCGAUGAGAUCUAUAAGGACACGUGGUUCAAUGCAGAUGGCGAGUAUCGGUUCAACCGGGUUUUGGUCAAGGAGAGUGAGUGUGAAAAGCAAUUAGGUCGAACCGGAUUCAAGUCUUUGAAUGCUUUCGACUUAAUUUCUUUCUCAACCGGGUUGGAUAUGUCGGGUCUUUUUGAGGACCCGACCGGAUCGAAUUUGGUCGAACGGGUUGUUUCGACAGUGGUGCCAGAGAAAAUUAUGGAGAGAGUGGAGGCAAUGACGGAGGAGGGAAGGGUGGUGGUGAGAAGGGAGAAGAAUGGUGGUGGAGCAAAGCUAGAAGGGCAGGAUGGUAAUUUGAUUGGUAUUGUUGUGGUUUACCAAUUAACCGAUGAGCUGGUGGUGGUUGAAAUGAAAAGAAGUGAAAAGGGAGGGGGGUUUGGGGGGCAGUUUUGGAAAGAUAAACUGCGGCCACUGCUUCUUGAAUUGGCAAGUGAAUUGGAAGAGCCGGUCUCUCGGUGAUUUCUAUAGAAUAUAAUUUGGUAUCUAUGUUUUUUGUUUUGGGUAACAACCGUAAACCAUUGUUUUUAUGGAUUGGUGAAGGUUUAGGUAAUGUUUUAAGGAACUUAUAUAAGUAUAUAGUGAAGAAAUGAACAUGUUUAAUACUACUAAAAUUUAAAGAUACUUUUGGACUCUUUUUCAUAAGUUUAAUUUAUUAGAUAAUCUUUGCAAUAAAUUUUACUACUGUGAAUUUAUGUGAAUAAAGCAGAAUUAAUACUUAUGUACUGUA